This is a messenger RNA of Suhomyces tanzawaensis NRRL Y-17324, 1320 nucleotides long. RefSeq names its product ATP-dependent RNA helicase (gene DBP8). Bases 1 to 1320 code for a protein of 439 amino acids. The record is from RefSeq and is a predicted model, not a curated record. Gene Ontology annotation, molecular function: ATP binding; nucleic acid binding; RNA helicase activity. The transcript has a single exon. NCBI's taxonomy places the organism in Eukaryota, Fungi, Ascomycota, Pichiomycetes, Serinales, Debaryomycetaceae.
AUGUCGUUUGAAUCCCUAGGCGUGGCCAAGUGGCUCGCAGAGGCCCUCGCGGCCAUGAAGAUCCAUACCCCAUCGUCCAUUCAGUCUGCGUGUAUCCCUGCAAUUCUCGCAGGCCAUGAUUGUAUCGGAGGUGCCAAAACAGGAAGUGGUAAGACCAUAGCCUUUGCACUGCCCAUGCUUACGCAAUGGUCCCAAGACCCCUUUGGGAUCUUUGGCCUCGUGCUCACUCCCACCAGAGAGUUGGCCUUGCAGAUUGCCGAGCAGUUUGCUGCAUUGGGAUCGUCCAUGAACAUCCGAAUCAGUGUGGUUGUGGGAGGAGAAGAUUUCGUCAAACAAGCCAUCGAACUCCAAAAGAGACCUCAUUUCGUGAUCGCCACGCCUGGAAGACUUGCGGAUCAUAUCUUGAACAGCGGAGAGGAGACUAUUUGCGGAUUGAGAAGAGUCAAGUACUUGGUGCUAGAUGAAGCCGACCGUUUGUUGAGUAACAGUUUUGGAGGCGAUCUCGAGAGGUGCUUCAGCGUAUUGCCACCCUCAGAACAAAGGCAGACGUGUCUUUUCACUGCCACUGUCACUGAUGCCGUGAGAGCCUUGAAAGACAAGCCCACGGCUCCAAACAAGCCUCCAGUGUUCAUCCACGAGGUGGAAACCGUCGACAAAGUCGCCAUUCCAGCUGGAUUAAAAAUCCACUACGUUUUCGUCCCAUCCUACGUCAAGGAAGCAUAUCUCAACAGUAUUCUUAGCUUGUCACAGUACGAAAAAUCCACAGCCGUCAUUUUUGUCAACCGCACCAAGACAGCAGAGGUGUUGAGAAGAACUUUACGGAAGCUCGACUUCAGGGUCGCUUCGUUGCAUUCGGAAAUGCGUCAGGCUGAAAGAACAAAUUCAUUGCAUAGAUUCAAAGCUGGGGCUGCGCGUAUAUUAAUUGCUACUGAUGUGGCCUCCAGAGGGCUUGAUAUUCCUACCGUUGAGUUGGUAAUAAAUUUCGAUAUACCUGCAGAUCCAGACGAUUUCAUCCAUCGUGUGGGUAGAACUGCCAGAGCAGGAAGAAAAGGUGAUGCUGUUUCGAUUGUAUCGGAAAAAGAUAUCGAUAGAAUCCAGUCUAUUGAGGAGAGAAUUAACAAAAAGAUGGAGUUGUUGGAGGGUCUCAGUGAUGAUCUCGUGAUUGAUAACUCGCUUGCAAAAACCAGUGUUGCGAAGAGAGAGAGUUUGAUGGAAAUGGACAAGGAAGACUUUGGGGUAAGGAAGGAGAAUAAUAGAAACAAACGGAAGGAAGUGGCAGGAAAGGUGUCCAAGUCCAAGAAGAAGUCCAAGAGCGCCUGA